Messenger RNA from Sitodiplosis mosellana (orange wheat blossom midge), 1900 nucleotides. RefSeq lists its product as uncharacterized. NCBI's taxonomy places the organism in Eukaryota, Metazoa, Arthropoda, Insecta, Diptera, Cecidomyiidae. The coding region runs from base 381 to 1550 and encodes 389 amino acids. The record is from RefSeq and is a predicted model, not a curated record. The transcript has 4 exons.
UGUGGUGGUAUACGGCAUAAUAAACAGUGUCCAUGUGUGGGUAUCAUUGAGCGAGUUACAAACAGACAGAUAUGUAGAAACUUUUGAAUUUAACGUCGAUUGUAAUUUUUCAGGAUUAAAUUUCGUAAAAAACGGAGAGACAAUUUAUAAUUUAGCUGACCCGUUUCGCUUACUAUUGCUGUUAUACGAAUGAAAUUGAAUCCAUUCCUACCAAAACAUUUAGGUUGUGCUCCUAUUAUUUGUAAGAAAAUACAUCAAAUUGCAUUAAGUCAAGGUUUGGUGGAAUAUGUAUUAAAUAAUAGUGCAGAGAAUUGCAGUGCACCAACGUUUUUGUUUUGAUUUGGCAUUUCCGUUUUCGUUUAAAGAUAAUCAAUUAUAAAAUGGACUCUUUUGCACAACAAAUGCUCAAUGAAAUCGAUCGUCGUUGUAAAAUAUACCAAUUAUCAAACAGUUCAAUAAGCUUGAAGUAUGAGUGCAAUAAAGAAGAAAAUCAGAAUGAAAGUGACAAUAUUCCAAAAUUGCAAGAAGAAGUUGCAAAGAACGAAUUGAAAGAUGUGGAAUUUCACACAAAGGAAUCAGGAAUCGAAAUGAAAGACCAUAUGAAAACAGAAAUGGUUUAUGCAAAUAGCAAUGUUAUCAGACGUAGUGAAGUGGAGAGCUCAGUCAAAACAAUUUCUGUUCCUUUGGGUCGUAAGCCCGCACUACCUCCAAAACCACCUAAACGUCUCGAAUUAAAAAAUGCGAGACAAAAAGGAUUUGUGCAUAAUGCAUGCGCUGCUAUUUUCGAUAGAAUGUCACCACCAGACAGAAAAGAUCCGGCUGAAAUGUCCCUCAAAGAACGUUUGGCAUUGUUUGAAAAGAAAAACAAAGUCAAUACUUUCAUACCAAAAAUGUCGCAGGAUAUCUCUACAUCAGGUAAACAACUUUGCGCAAGGAAUACCGAAGACCAAAUCAUGGCACCAUUAAUAUCAAGUGCAACGAUCGUGGAAAAUAAAUUUGAAAUGUCAUCAUCAAUAAUGAUUUCUACAAGAACAUAUGAGGAUGAAUCAAAUGGCAAAUCUAAAUCAACUGUGUACGAAUUAACAUCCGAAGUUUGUGAUAAACAAUUGGUUGGUGAUUUGAGAAGCAAAUCAAGAAAAAAACAAACACCAGUAACUGGACAACUGCAAAAUAUCAUGGACGGCACCAGAAGUUCAUUGCCAAAGUCUCGUCCACCGCCUCCCCCGAGCAAAUCCAAUAUGAGCAAUAACGUGAAAGUAUCUAAUCCUCCCAAAAAAGAAGAUUCACAUGUUGAAGUUAAUUGUUCACUAAACAAUAGGAGAAGUGGAGAGACUUGUGCCACAUCAGCUUUGUAUGGUGACUUGACAAGAAUCGUAACAACUAUUGCACCCACAAAAAUGAAACCAGACGAAACGAUUGGUCUAAAUGACCUGCAUCAAAGUGGACCCAAUUGUACCUUACUCAGCGAAUCUAAUCAGUAUCAAACAAAAGAAGAAGACAGGUGGGAUAAGUUUAUUGAAUGUUUAUUAUUUUUCUGCUGCGUUGCAUAAUUGUUGUAUGGGAAAACAAAAGUACAAAUAGUGUAGAAUGUGACCGCUAUCCUAAAAUUUCAUACUCCGUCUGGUAUCUGACCAUUUAUCUUAUCUUAUCUUAUCUUAUGUUGUUUAUGCAUAUAAAACUGGUGUACGUGUAAAAAUAAAAUUAAAAAAUGAAGUCAUAUAUCAUUUCUUACCCAAAAAAAACUAAAGAAUGUAAAUGUCUCAGAUGAAUUUUUUAAUAUCCAUUAGAAAAUUGCGGUAUAAUUUCAAACUAUCUGAUGAUAAUUGUCAAUUAUUUCAUUAUUUAUAUUUUCUGUACAUGUACUUAAUAAAUAAACUUUUGAGGCCUUCACUGUGAUCAA